Messenger RNA from Danaus chrysippus (African queen), 1398 nucleotides. The record is from the annotation of a GenBank genome assembly. Lineage: Eukaryota; Metazoa; Arthropoda; Insecta; Lepidoptera; Nymphalidae.
AUGUCGUCUUUCAUAAAUUAUCGUAACGAAAGUUCCGUAAAUAUUUCUGAAGCAUGCUUGAAAGAUAAUAUAACAUUUUAUAAAAUCCUCGUGAAUGUGGGUACAGUGCAGUGGAGCGUCUCUCAUCGGUACAGUGAUUUUGUAGAGCUUCAUGAUAAAUUAGUGGUUGACCAUGGCGUUGCUAAAGAUUUACUGCCACCUAAGAAAGUCAUACGGAACAAGACGCCUAAAUUUGUGGAACAGAGGCGUGAAGCGUUAAACGAUUACCUGAAAAAUGUAUUUAAUUAUCUAAGGCUAACAAUGCCUUCAAUAUUUAGCCACUUUCUAGAUUUCCAUUUGUAUGAUAUAUUUUUCUUAUUGCAAGAUUUGGCUAAGAAGUUAUAUUUAGAGGGCGACAAGUUAUUACAAACAGAAAAGACUCAUAAAUUCAGUCUAAUGGAGUUGCAUGCUAUCAGAGAGAGAUAUAAAAUGGCCUGUCCACCAACGGAAAAGCAAGAUCAAAUGUACGAUUUCAGCCAUAUUCUAGACUUCUGCUCUCAAGUUUCAUCACUCAGUAUCGAAGGGAGCUAUGAAAAAUUGGGCACAAGCAAUAUAAUACCCAACGACCUACACAUAGAUCUGAUUCCCUUCAAAACAUUAACCGACCUUAGGAUUCUCGGUGUGCCAAUGACUUGUAUACAAAGCGUCGGUAGUCUCCGAGAUUCUUUGAUCAGUUUAUCUGUACAUAUAGCGAAUGUAGAGACAUUGAAUGAAUUCCUUCUUGUGGAUGUACUCCACAAAGAUCCUUCCAGUCUUGCUGAUGUUGUUAUAUGGAAGAAAUUGUCAACAAUUAAUUUUGCCACCAACAACAUAACAGAUGUGGAUUGGGGCAUCAAACUAGUUCCAAAACUGCAAAAACUGAAUGUUUCUUCAAACAGAUUGUCCGAGUUAUGUGAUAUAUCUUGUCUACACGAAUUGAGAGUUUUAAAUCUUUCCAUGAAUCGUUUUUCAUUGUGCGAGAACUGGCAUGCGAAAAUCGGCAACAUAGUCAAAAUAGAUCUCUCCCAAAAUAAAAUUGAAACUCUGCAAGGCUUCUCAAAGCUAUAUUCACUCGAAAGCUUGGAUUUAAGCUGCAAUGUCAUCACUGAUGUUGAAGAAGUACAGCAUAUUUGUAAUCUGCCGUGUUUAGAAUAUCUAUGGUUAACAGCAAACCCUGUCGCAUCAACCAUAGACUAUAGAGUGAAAGUCCUAGAACAAUUCAACGCACGCAUGACCGAGAUAUGUUUGGAUAAUGAAAAAGCGUCAGAAAAAGAAUUGGAUACAUCAAGAGUUUUGCAAGCUUUAAGGAUCGUUAAAGAAGGUAAAACACCAAGUUUCCUACAAAACACCAAUAGCAGUCACAGUUUUAAUAAAAGUUGA